AUGGAGAGAAGAGUAGGCGGCCGAGGAGGGAGGUCAUGGCGGCCGCGCGAAUCAGGGGGAGGAUCUCGCCCUGCGCCGACGUCCUCUUCGUCGUCGGCUUCGUACGGGGACAGGUGGAGGCCGUCGUCUUCCAGGGCGUCGCACUCCGCGUCGAAGAGCGGGGGAGAUCUCAGGGAGGACCUCGAGGGGAGCACGAAAGUACGUUUAGCGGAGCACGUUGCUGAUCAGGAUGUCUCUUCGUUGGUUGGAACGUGUCCCGAUAUGUGUCCCGGUAUUCAGCCUUUCCUCCUCCCCGUCGUCCCUCUCAUUCCUCUGUUCUCUGGCGUAUUAUUUCCGACCUUCGUUGAAACGGCCACAUCAAUGCUUCUUCCUUCUUGCUGUUCGUUCGUUUUCUUUUCUGUUCAAAUUUUCCGCUUCUCCUGCUGAUCAACAUCAACUCUCUUCGUCUGAUAGAUUAUCAUUUCCGAGGGGAACGACCCUGUUUAUGACCUGAAAUGGACACGGACGUGGAUGAAAUUGUGACUUUCAUCAGAAAAACUGGGGAGGAAGUUUGCAGUUACUCAAACGCAUAGAAUUGACAAAUUUCUGGGGGCUUGUUCAGGUGGCUUCUGAAGUUUCGGAAUGCUAUUAGGGGACGUAUGCCUUGUUGAGUUGCUUAUUUACAUGCAAUCACAUUGGUGAUUUCAGGGGACGUCCGUUGGUGUCUUAAAAGUUGUUAUGAUGAGGUUUUGCUAUUUGGUAGCUAGUCAGAACAAUUUGCCAUGCUUAGAUGUUCCACUUUAUUAGUUCGCCCUAUAUUAAUGCAUGAAGGUAUGUCUAGCUGGUUUUGAUCAUGAUUCUGCUUACUGCUUCAUCAAGCCUUCCCUUUAAUUAGUAGGCAAAUGAGAAGUGGGGCUGGCUGCGAAGAAAAAAUAGAAAUCGUGUGCUGUAUGCCAUAUCCACAGAGAUCAAAUACUUGCUUAUAAUUUUUGGUAGAACUUUGUCACAUAUGAAAUUUACACGCAUAUAGUGAUGAUGCCAGAAAGGUACAGAAGCCUCUCUCAUCUGGCAGUAUAUUGAAAUGUAAUAUGGCCAUUAUGAAGAAUUUGGGAAUUAAGAUCUUUGAAAACCAGAUGCAUAGAUUUCGUAAAGAGAAUGCUCCUCCACAGCUUGAACCUCAAUAGUUUGAAUAAACCUCUCAGAAGUAUUGACUCGUGAAUGAACUGCUAAUUGGAUGGUGCCAUGUGAUGAUUGAGGUAAACUCGGAUCUUAAAAUCUCUUCACGAGUGAGAUUCUUUUGACAUCCCCUGUCAACGUAUGUCUGGAGCAUCUGAAGCGUGUAAAUCCAGACAAUUUAAAAAUAUGAGAAAUCUGUGAAUAUAGAAACACGAUCUAGUGUUUGUAGGGAUAGAAGGAUAGUUUUCCAAAAUCUCUUCGAUGUCUCCAUAUGUAGACUCCUAAUGAGCACUCUGGAGUGAAGGAGAAAAAGUAAAACUGUUGGAAGCACCGCCAUCCUAUGUUAUUUUCCUGGAUCUGAUGCUAUAAAGCUUGCUACAUUCCACAAAUUUAGUGGCAUCUCCAUUGGCUCCUUUAAUUUCCUUUUUCCCUUUUCACUCGCUCCCACUGUAACAUGCUGCCACUCAUUGCGUUUUAUGAUUUCCAAGUGUCCAUUCGUGAACGGCAACAUAUGCUGCCUUUUUGGCUUAGCAUAAUACUAUAACCUUUUUUCUUCAAUUUUAGGUGGGUGGUGACAAUCGGUCUAGAAUCCACUAGUAAAUCAUUGCCCGCCAAAAUCCAUUUUGGGACUGUGUAAUUAUAGUAAUUUUUGUAGGGAUGUUGUGGUCACUUUUAACCAAAUAAACCUGACCAAAUACUAAGAAUCUCUGUUGUUUUUUAUCUAUAUGUUGUCUAACCAGGCUGGAGAUCCUAGGUAAAAGAUUGGAAUUCUAAACUAAUGACAUACUGAAUAACAUGAUAGAUGGCUGAUAAUUUAUUCGAAGUUACUUUUCUAAGAUUCAUGAAAUAUGUGAAAUUUAUAUUACGUGAUUCUAAUUACAGGAUCCCUCAAUAAUUAAUUUCAGUAAUGAAAGGGCGAACUGUUCACUGUUAGUGGAUACAGUGCAUUUUAAUACUAUGGAUUUCACUAGAGAACGUUAUGAAUUCAGAUAUGGCGGUAUUAUUCAUGGAUAGUAUUUUUUAGUUUCCUGAUUCCUUCUUACAAAAGUAAGCUUAGAUCAAUAUUUUAUUCUCAAAGGGCUAAACCUAUGCUCAUCUCGUUUCAAAAUAUGCAUUCCUCUAAUCUUAAACAUCCCUGAAUCCAAACUGCUCGAACUAUCUCACCUUUGCUGCAACAUUUGCCUUAUCAUGGAGCUUAUUUUUUUCGUCGUCUUGUGCAAGACAGAAGUUUUUGAGAAAAAUUCUCUGAAAUAUGAUAUCCUGGAUAUUUAGUUAUUAGCCAAGACAUGAUCCUUAUAGGAAUGUCAAUUUUAAAGUUAGCUCGUAGCUAUUCUUUUCAACUUAUUUUAAGGUAUUCUUGGACAUGGCUACAUGUUUAGUCGGAAAAAAUUAUUGGUCACCAAGUGUAGUUGCCAGCUGAUUACCACUUCUUGAAAUAUUAUUCGUGAAUGCCGAUUGAGGUUUUAAAUCUCAGCUAGCCGAAUAAACUGAGCUUAUGACGCGGAUUUCUUGAUGGUAAACAUUAGGGUUGCUAGAGUGUGAUCAAACUUGAUGGCAUAUCUCUUCUCUUUUCACAGCUUGAUGCCAUUUGAGGUUUCAAUAUUAGGUAUAUAAUUUCUUCAAGUUUGAUUGGUCUGUAACCAUUUUGUGAUAGUUUUUUUUUUUACUGCAUUUUUUUUGUUUGUUCAUGCAACAGCUAAGGAGAGGGGACAGCGUGAGCAGUUCAGAGAUUUAACUGUGUUUGAGAGGUUAAAUGGAAAUCCCCAGAAAACUUCCUCCGCACUUGCUGUCAAGAAGGUAGUUAACAGUUGUUGAUUUUAGUUUUAUUAAUGCAUUAAAAUAAUUUCAUUAUCUCUUUUUUGAUAAUUUUCUAAACCCCUGUCUUUAAACAAAACUGUUAAUGAAUAUCUUUCUUGUAUAUAGAUUAUUUAUUUCUAUAUUAUAUCUGCAAUUUGGUUUAUUGGACCAAAUCAGAUGUGAUUUCCUUUCCUGAUUUUUAUCCUGAUCCAGAUUAUGGAUAAAUUUAGGUGAUUUGAUAUAAUGGCAGCCCUUGAACGUUGUACAGGGUUUUGAUGGACUAGGCUUGGGGAAAUGGGUUUAGAAUAGCACUACUGGGCAUUGCUUGGGCUAUUAACGUGCUAUGUUCAUCUGUACUGUGGUCUAGCGGUUACGUUCUUGUGCAGUCAUUGAUGUUUAAGACUUAUUAAAUUCCUUUUAGGUGUUGAAUCGUACACUUUAUGCAACCAUUAUUCCUUGGGCAAUGUUCAGUUUCACUGUCGAGAAUAAUUUCCUAGCACACCGGGCCACUUGUAUUUUGUUUGUAUGACAUGGCAUGACAGGCCUUCUGUCCUGAAAAAGCAGACCCUUUCUAUGUGAGUUUUCUAAAUGGGCAAAUGUUUGGUCUGCUGUUUGACUGGUUUGUAUCUAUGUUCAAUUCUGUAUGCCUUGUAAUUCAGGCCUGGCAGACCUUUAUGCUUGCCCAGAACCAAUGAUAGGCUUUAAAUGGUUAUCUCAUAUAUAACUUACCUUAUUAUCGCCUAUUCUGUAGUUUGAAAUGAGAAAACGCGCUUAGAAGAUUCCAGGAAUGCUCUGUUAAUCAAUGAAUUUUUGAGUUUAUAUUUCAUGGCAUACACUCUUGAUUUUGGCUUCUACAUUAUUGCUCUGCAAAUUUCAAUCACCCUGUUAUUUGUGAACAGUAGGUUGGAUCCUCAAUCUUUUCUUUUCAUAAGCUCAUUAUUUUAUUUUUGUAUAUCAUUUCAAUGAGAACUGAACCCCUGUAUUUAACAGCUUUCAUGUCAUUAUGUGUUCCUCGAAAUCCUUUUAUCUGAUCAUUAGUAUAUAUAUUUUUUUCUCAUUGAUGUUUCAUAGGCAUUAUAUUUUGCAUGUUUUUCCUUCUUUAUGCUAUCAACCUAACAGCCAGCACACGGUUGACAUUAAUACAUUUUACAUCUAGUUUUGCAGGACGAUGUCUACAACAAAUGAGCAGCCCUCUGAUAUUCGGCCUCUUCCAGUUUUGCAAAAAACAUUGAGAUACCUGCUUGACAUAGUUGAUUCUUCAAAUCAUCCUUUUGAAGUCAUUCAUGACUUUGUCCUUGAUAGGACUAGAGCAAUUCGGCAAGAUCUCAGUAUUCAGAAGAUUGUUAAUAAUGAUGUGAUUCUAAUGUAUGAGGAAAUGGUACAUUUCGUUACCUAUUUUUUUAUGUAUUUCCUAGUGUGAUUUUAUUAGCCAUGAGAAUUAAAAAAAGUUUUCAAUUUUAAAAUUUGACCAUAAAUCAUGUGGAAAUGUCUCUUAGAAGCUUCCUAUAAUUGGAUACGGUGGAUUUCAUUUAUUAACCUCUUAUGCAGGAAAAAAUGUCAUUUCUACAUAGCUGUAAAUCUUCCGAACUUUCUUUUGCUGUGUCAACUGAUUGCGUUGAUAGACAUUUUAUAUAUCUUUGAUGGUUCCCAUAGUUUUUCUUCCUUGAUGUUGGUUACCUAUAUUUUAUCCUCUUGGCUUCUCUAAUGUGGUUAUUCAAUCCUUCAUGUUGAUCAUUCAUGUUGGCUAUUGAACCUAAAUAAAAGGAGGCACAGUUUUCAUCUCAUUCACAAAUACUAUUGACUAUGCAUAAAGUUUUAACGGUCACAUCUGCCUCUCAUUCCAUAUAUCUGCGUCAGCAAAUGAUUUAUGCAAUCUUAUUCGACCAUUAUGCCUUAUCCUAUGCCUUGAUUGCAUGAUACCAUGUUGCAGGUUAAAUUCCAUAUAAUAUCAGACAAAAGACUCCGAAAGAACUGUGGCAAGGCUGAUAUAUCGUCCCUUCUUCACCUCAACAUGGAACAGUUAAUCAAAUCACUCACUUCUUUAUAUGAUUUAUAUGUCAUUAAUCAAAGGUCUAGUGACAAAAACUAUAAUGAAGCUGAGUAUUAUUCGUUUAAUUUAAUUCUACAACUUGGUCGUAACAGUCAGGUAAUUAUAUCUAGCCAAGAAUUCUCUUGUUUCAUUUAUUGGCAAGAAUACACUCCAAGAUUUGUGACUGGAUCGACUCUUAUCUAACAUUUUUUAGGAAGGAAAUUCAAUAUCUUUGUGGCUACGGAAAAUGUCAGUCUCAAUUCUACAGUCAAAGGAAAUGCAUUUUGCACGGAGUGUUCUAAGGUGCUUAAACUUUUGUGAACUUCAUGAGAUCUAUCUUCAGAAAUGACUUUCUUAUUGCUCAAUACUCUAGCUUCUUUUCCUCUUCUACUUCUGGAAGAGGAGGUUAAGGCAGGUUACCUGUCUACUUAUACAAUUUGGUUUGCUCGGCAUCCCUCUAGUUUCUGGUCCUAUGUUGAUUGCAAUGUUCUCUGUUGCAGACACUUGCGAGUGGGCAAUUAUAGGCGUUUUUUAAAAAUCGUGGCAGCUGACUCGUCAUAUUUACAGUUUUGCCUUUUAGAACCUGUUGUAAAUGAGGUAAAGAUCUUGCUGAACAAAUGUGGAGACCUGUAGUGGCUUAUUUGCAAAGAGAUGAAUUUUCUGCACGGUCAUACUAAUUACAUUUCAAAAGUAGAAAUACCUAGAACGGUAGUGCAGCCUUUUCCAUCUUUGCACGGCAUUUAUCACCCGCAUCAAAAAUGAUUGAGAAAACCGUUUUUCAUGACUAAGAAAGGGAAAAGAAUCAUCUGGGCUGAUAAGACGAAAAAUGAUGUCCACAACUUGAUCCUUAAACUGAUUCUUUUUUUCGUCUGAUCACUUUAAAGUGGUUCAGGAUUUCAUUUCCCAUUCGUCGAAAAGUUCAUGAUCAGACCAGAAUAAAACGAAAUGAUCAUUUCCCCAUUAAUAUAGUUACCUGAGCGAAUUCCGUGGACUAUUUUUAAAGGUAAUGGCCUAAAUGAAAGUUUCUGAAGCAUAUUACGGAUAUGUAUAAGUGUUUUCGGUUUUUGGCUUUUCUAUUUAAAUUACUUAGUCAAAGGAUCAGUUCUCAAUUUCUCAUUUCGUUUAAAUCGAUUAUAGGGUGAAAGCACAAUACAUCUGUGUGCUUUGGGUUGAUCAGUUUUUGCCCUACGAAUGUAGAAAUUGCUCUUAGAGGCAAGUUCAGCAUUCGAAUCAUAUAAAAUUUCCACCAAGUUGCCUAUUAAGAUUCGUGCAAUUAUUCUUAUCCUUUGAUGAAUGACUUAUUCUUGGAUGGAUCUUGAUAGGUUCGUGCACAGGCAUUACUAUGUAUUAAUUACGGUGGUUACAAGCUUCAUCCAUAUCCACUAUCUCACUUAUCUCACAUCCUCAUUAUGAAGGUAUUAUCGAAAGUUUUCUGCAAUGCUAAAUUUACAAUAAUCUGUUCUGAAAAGAAUUAUUGGUGCUUUGCUCUUUUUCAUUUUAGGAGGAAGACUUGGAGUCCUUGUGUCAUGAUUGUGGUCUCAAAACCUGCAAAGAUGAAGCAGGUCACUUGCUCCUCCCAACCAGACAGGAAGUUUCUCACAUGCCAAAAACACUACAGGAUUUUGGUUUUCUGGCUUCAGAAAAUUAG
Messenger RNA from Spirodela intermedia, 6629 nucleotides. The record is from the annotation of a GenBank genome assembly. Lineage: Eukaryota; Viridiplantae; Streptophyta; Magnoliopsida; Alismatales; Araceae.